GCAUAAUAACACAAAUGAAAACAACAGAGAGCCGUACGCUACCCGAAGAAAAGAGCGACGGUGGACACUGUGAUACCAAAACGGCAAAAACCCCAUCUUAGCCCAUCACUCAUGGAUCAUGUAUAAAAAGGAGUUGUGGGAAAUUAGUUACCAUAUAAUAAUAUAUGAUUACGAUGAGCAGGAGGAAGCAGCAGCUGGUGAUGAUGACGAUAAUGAUCGUUAUUACGAUUGUUCUUAUGGCACUAAUCAGUGACGCGAAGAUCAUUAACAUUACGAACAAGUUGGGCAGCAAGAAGACGUUGAUAGUUCACUGUGAAUCCGUAGACGACGACCUCGGGGUCCUCGCCGUGAACUCCGGCGACUUCUACCAUUGGGAUUUCGAGGACAGCUCCCUUUUCCGGCCGGCGGUUUUUUGGUGCCGCCUAGCGUUGGAAGACGGCCGUCUUUCCUUUGUGGCGUACAUUGAACGAGAAGGCGGUGGUGGGUACGCAGUCAUGGGGUACGAUGUCAACGAAACUGGGCUUUAUGGGCCUAACAUGUAUGAUGAGUGGAGGAAAUAUGAGUUGCUUCAUCCAUGGAAGCGAAUUCAGUUCCCUUGAAAUUGUUCUUCGUGAAGAACAAAUGGAUAUGGUUGUGGUGGUGGUCUGAAUCAAUAAAGUAAUCGUCUUUUUUCUCCCGUUUUGGUGAAGGUUGUCAAUUUGCGGGUUGGACAGUUGACAGACUUGGUGGAAAAAAGUGUGUCACACACUCGUUUUGAACACUUCAUAUGGAUUCCAUCUAACCGGUAAAAAAAAAGAAGGUUUCAAUCUGGCUUCAAUCUGCUUCAACUCGGUCAAAACUAACUCAGCAAAACCAGUAAGAUUGGAGAUUGAUUAGUACGUUACGUUGAGUUUGAAUUUUUAUUAUAUGUUGAAUUCAAGUACGAACGGUUAUUUUGGUAUAUUAUUAUAUGGUGUUACUCAUAUAUCAAAUGAGAUACUUUAUAUAUGUAUGAACAAUAUAAUAGUUUUUGCAAUAUAUCCGAGCUAAAUCGAGCUGAAAUGGUCGGACCAUUAACUUUUCACCCGUUUUUCACCCACUUGUACACAUUGGUUUUGGUUAAUUGGGAGAUAGAAUCCUAAAAAUAGAAUCGUGAAAGCAACUAUGCAAGUGAUGGAGAAUAAAACGAGGAAGAAGAUAUAUAAUAUAAAUAAGGAAGAAGGAUAUGGGGGAAGGAAGAGAGUGUUUUCUAAUGCCAAAUGUUGGAUAUUUAUGGAUUUGUGGAUUAAUGAAUUUGGAUCAAAUGA
Messenger RNA from Linum trigynum, 1286 nucleotides. The record is from the annotation of a GenBank genome assembly. NCBI's taxonomy places the organism in Eukaryota, Viridiplantae, Streptophyta, Magnoliopsida, Malpighiales, Linaceae.